This is a messenger RNA of Aegilops tauschii subsp. strangulata, 738 nucleotides long. RefSeq lists its product as uncharacterized. The record is from RefSeq and is a predicted model, not a curated record. Lineage: Eukaryota; Viridiplantae; Streptophyta; Magnoliopsida; Poales; Poaceae.
AUGGCCACCGCUCCCAUCCAGGGCGGCCCAACUGCUCCGCCAGCCACCAUCCCACCUCCAUCCCUUACCUUUAGCGACACCAUCACCGAUAUUACUCCCUUCAUCCCCAUAGUUCUUGAUCUCAACAGCCAUAAUUACUACCACUGGCGCCAUCUCUUUGAGAUGCAUCUCGGUCGCUGCUCUCUUCUCCACCACAUCUCCGGCGAUCACCCACCCGCUCCCCAUGAUCCUCGCAGGAUCAAACACGACCUCGCCAUCAUCCAGUGGCUGUAUACUCGCAUCUCGACGGAGCUCUUCAACCUUGUGGUGACGGAUGGUGCCUCCGCGCGUGAUAUUUGGGCCGAGCUCCGCCGGCUCUUCCAGGACAACCGGGAUGCUCGCGUCUCGGCCCUCAACACCGAGCUUCGCACGAUCACGCAGGGCGAUCGCCCCGUGGGCGUCUUCUGUCAACGGAUCAAGGCGAUUGGCGACGAGCUCCGCGAGCUUGGAGAGGUGGUUGCCGAUCGGUCGCUUCUUCACGCACUAAUGGGCGGUCUUGACGACCGCUUCGCUCAGCAGGCGACCCUGAUCCCUCUCCUCCGUCCUCUGCCAACACUUGCUGAGGCCCGCUCCAUGCUUCAGAUGGAGGAGCAGAACCAGGCGCGCAAGGCUGCUGCGCCGCGCCUCUACCACGCGACCACGCGUCCUGCUACCGCAGCUGCUGCAACACCUCCUGAAAGGAUCGAUGCGGUCGACUAG